Molecule: messenger RNA, 2212 nt
Organism: Populus euphratica (Euphrates poplar)
Lineage: Eukaryota; Viridiplantae; Streptophyta; Magnoliopsida; Malpighiales; Salicaceae
Product: carboxyl-terminal peptidase (DUF239)
Exons: 7
Coding region: 584-1885 (433 amino acids)
Source: RefSeq, a predicted model, not a curated record
AGGGAUGGAGAAGACUGCGAAGGAAAGAAAGCUAUGGCUAUGAAGAACUUAAAGUGAAAACAUUAAUGAAAAGUUUUAUGGUGGCAGAUACACAUUCAAGUAGUGCAAUAAAAAGAGGCCUGCUUGUGUGGGUGGGUAGGUCUGGGUUUUUAUAGUGCUUUCAAGUCUUUGUUUCUUCUCUCUCCCUUUCUCUGUCUUUGGUGCAACUCCAAAGCAACACAAAAAUUAAACACUAAAUAUCACUCCUCUUCUUUGUCAACACACAAGUAUCUGAAUCCAAUGUAUGUAGGCAAUGAUGAUCUCGAUAGUGAAUGUGUAAGAGAGGGGGCCUCUUAAUUUGCAGGUUAAUUAACCAUCUUCACCAACCUUCCUCUUCACCAUAAAGACCCUAAAGAGAGAGAUAGAGAUAAGUCAUUUUCUAUUAUCUGCUCUGGUUUCUGCGGGGGUUUUGAUGCAAGUGAUAUCCAAAGAUAAAGUCAGAUUUGUUAUUGUGAUAGCUAUUCUGUUUUUUCUAGUAAUGGUUUGUUAGUUCCCUCAGUUUCUAUCUUUGUUUCAUUCUUGGCACUGAAAGAAAGAAAGAAACAUGGGUUUUCUAGUAAGGAAAAGAGGGCUUCUAGCUCCUCUCCUUCUAGCUCUUCUUCUUGUCCAAAGGUUUAGUGCUGUUGUAUCAGCCCUAAAUUACACAAGUUACAGGCAAGUCAGUAGCGUGAGACUUGAAAGGAUUCAAAGGCACUUGGACAAGAUUAACAAGCCUCCUGUCAUGGCCAUAGAGAGCCCAGAUGGAGAUAUUAUAGAUUGUGUUCAUAAGAGAAAACAGCCCGCUUUAGAUCACCCUCUCUUAAGGAAUCACAAGAUCCAGAGAAAUCCACCAGAAAGGCCUAGAGUGAAGAUGUUGAAAGAGGAAGAUAAAACGAAGAAGAGUAAUGUCGAAGAAGGUGUGAUAAGAGGUUCAUGGCAAAUGUGGCAUAGGAAUGGGACAAGGUGCCCUAAAGGAACCGUUCCGAUACGGCGGAGCACGGUUCAUGAUGUGUUGAGAUCCAAGUCUUUGUUCGACUUCGGCAAGAAAAAAGCACCAAUCUCUCUUGCUAGUCGACGCAAAGAUGCACCCGAUGUAGUUAGCGCCAAUGGACAUGAGCAUGCAAUUGCCUACAGUGGAUUCUCGCAAGAAGUGUAUGGAGCGAAGGCAACAAUUAACGUUUGGGACCCAUCAAUCCAAGUGGUCAACGAGUUUAGUCUAUCCCAGAUAUGGGUGCUCUCGGGAUCAUUCGACGGCUCAGAUCUCAACAGCAUAGAAGCUGGGUGGCAGGUCAGUCCGGAGCUUUAUGGUGACAGCAGGCCUAGAUUGUUCACGUACUGGACAAGUGAUUCAUACCAAGCAACAGGAUGCUACAACCUUCUCUGCGCAGGAUUUGUGCAAACGAAUAGCAGAGUAGCCAUUGGAGCUGCCAUUUCUCCCGUAUCAUUGUAUGCAGGAAACCAAUAUGAUAUUAGCAUCCUCAUUUGGAAGGACCCGAAGCUAGGUAAUUGGUGGAUGAGUUUUGGUGACAACACCCUCGUAGGAUACUGGCCAGCAGAGCUUUUUACACACCUAGCAGACCAUGCCACCAUGGUGGAGUGGGGUGGCGAAGUGGUGAACUCAAGGGCUAACGGCGAGCACACAUCGACCCAGAUGGGCUCCGGCCACUUUGCAGAAGAUGGGUUCGGAAAAGCAAGUUAUUUUCGGAACCUAGAGAUCGUGGACUCUGAUAACAGCCUCACCGCAGUCCAGAGUAUCUCAACGUUAGCUGAAAACACCAAUUGUUACAACAUCAAGAGCUCUUACAGCAAUGAAUGGGGCACGCAUUUCUACUAUGGAGGCCCUGGGAGCAAUCCACUGUGCCCAUGAUUGUCAUCGUCUUCUUGAAUUGAAAAUAUAUUUCUCUAGGCUCACGUAAAUCUCUCGUCCUGUCAAAUUCUUUGAAUAUGUAAGUAUGGUUGUGCUAUUUCCGUUUUUGUUUCUGCUAUAUCUCCUAUGUUUUUGUUUGUCUUGUGAGGAGGGAAGGCGUGUAGUCGUCGAAUAGGCAGAAGUUUAUAGCAUAAACAGGCACGGAAAUAGCAGUAUUUUGGCUGGCUAGGUAUCUCUCAUGUCAAUCUUUAGUCUUCUUGUAUGAAAUUGAAAACAGUGUACUAUCAUUUUUUGUGGGUUCAAUAGCUAAAGGUAACGUUUGUUCUU